Cavia porcellus (domestic guinea pig) is the source of this 793-nucleotide messenger RNA. It is a transcript of the gene Cldn25, whose product is annotated as claudin 25. Gene Ontology annotation, cellular component: bicellular tight junction; plasma membrane. Gene Ontology annotation, biological process: bicellular tight junction assembly; cell adhesion. NCBI's taxonomy places the organism in Eukaryota, Metazoa, Chordata, Mammalia, Rodentia, Caviidae. The record is from RefSeq and is a predicted model, not a curated record. The transcript has a single exon. The coding region runs from base 158 to 793 and encodes 211 amino acids. Gene Ontology annotation, molecular function: structural molecule activity.
AAACCUAAAUAUUGUCCAGCGCCUGACACCUGCCUCAGCUGCUGCCCAAAACACUAACACAGGAAUUCUCUCCCAAGCCUGCCUCCGGAAAAGUAGUCCUGAUAACCAGGCCCUGAGCCACCACACUCAUUCUUCUGCCUCUGUGGCCAGAGCAGCGAUGGCCUGGACUUUCCGUGGGACACUGCAGCUCGGAGGACUGCUCCUCUGUCUCCUUGGUUGGGUCUGCUCCUGCACCACCAUUGUCCUGCCCCUGUGGAAGACUCUCAAUACGGACCUGAAUGAAAUGGAAACCUGGACCAUGGGGCUUUGGGGGACCUGCGUGAAUCAAGAAGAAGUUGGCAUCGUGUGCAAGAACUUCGACUCCUUUUUGUCUCUGCCCCAGGAGCUACAGGUAGCACGCGUGCUCACGAUAGCUUGCCAAGGCCUGGGACUACUGGGGCUUGUGCUGUCUGGCUUUGGGUCUGAAUGCUGCCAGCUUUACAGGAUCACAGAGAUAUUCAAGGACCGCCUCUGCCUCCUGGGAGGGAUCCUGGAGGCUCUGGCCUCGGCCACUGUCAUCUUUCCAGUCUCCUGGGUGGCUCAUGGCAUAGUCCAAGAUUUCUGGGAUGACGGAAUCCCUCAGCUUGUACCACGGUGGGAGUUUGGAGCUGCCCUCUUCCUGGGCUGGUUUGCUGGUCUUUUCCUGGCUGUUGGUGGACUCCUCCUGAUCUUUUCUGCCUGCAUGAGAAAAGAAAAUGUGCCUUCUCUCUCGGUGGCUGAUUCCAUAACCCCACAAUCCUGGACAGUAGUGUAG